Drosophila yakuba is the source of this 2758-nucleotide messenger RNA. It is a transcript of the gene gol, whose product is annotated as protein goliath. Lineage: Eukaryota; Metazoa; Arthropoda; Insecta; Diptera; Drosophilidae. The record is from RefSeq and is a predicted model, not a curated record. The transcript has 9 exons. The coding region runs from base 749 to 2599 and encodes 616 amino acids.
AAUUUUUUCACUGCGCUGAAUCAGUCUUUUUCCGUGCUUGCAUCGAAUCGGAUAUCCGACUGCUAUAUUGGCGCUCCAGGUGGCGCGUAUCUGCGGAUCUGUACUAAUUGCAUUUUUAACUCGUUAGUCAGUUGUUUAGUGAAUAAAUAAUUGUGCCGGAACUAGCUCAGCUGCAGCCUGACAAGUGAUAUCUAAAGAAAACUGCGCUUCAGCCAGUGUCUUGGAGCUACAGGGGCAGUCUAUUAAAAGAAUACACAUGAAUACAUAUACUUCAAUCGCGUUCGCGUAACAAAAACAAAAUAGAUAAAGUAGCUUCAACAAAAAUUAUUACGAAAAUGCGCCAAGAAAAUUAAAAAGUGCAGAUAUAUUUCAACCGUGCUAUAGAGAAGAAGGUAUCUGCUGUUUAUUUAUGUUAUUCGUGUGUGAGGGGGUAGAAACAGCUGUUGAGGCAACAAAAGCGUCAACCAGUUCGGAUACUUCGAGUGUUGAAUACUUUUCGUCAGCAGAGGCAAGAGACAACAAUACUGAGCUCUUCUAUAAAAAGUUUUUCGCUUCCACAAUUUAUAUUCAGAACAUGCAUAAGUCAAAUAGACUUGACUUUAAUUAGACAAAUAACUGAAAUGACUGUGCAUACCUCAUAAUGCGCGUAGCUGUAAAAGUAUUAAAAAAGAACCUCAUAAAUACGUUUCCUAAGAGGCAAAUGCGAAAUUCUGAUUAAAAUAGAAAACAGCUGAUACAGUCCUGCGUCAUGUAUUUUCGGAAAACGCUCCUACUCGCCUGCCUUGUUUUGCUGUUCGGAGGACUCCCGCCUUUCACUUCCCCUGCAACGACAACUACCUUAGUGGCGGCCAUGUCCAUCGCAAAUCAGGACUUGGAGCGUUACUUUAGACCAGGCAACGGCACGCACAGCUUCUCCGGCAUGGAAGAUCGUAUUGCUGUGGACGUAUAUAACUACGCCUUCCUUAACUGGUCGUAUGUUGAGCAUGGCAACAUGCUGUGCAACAUGGAAUUCGCCCAGGAACAGGCUAGAUACGGGGAGGGCAAGGUGUUGAACGUAACGGGACGUUUGGUCCACAUCAGCGCCACGGACAACUUUAGUGACGAUUACGCGUGCACACCAUACAUACGUGGAACCCUGGGAGCACCCACACCAGAUAAGGGGGAGACCUGGAUCGCUUUGGUUCGACGGGGACGCUGCACCUUUGAGGAAAAAGUUAAGCAUGUAUACCAGCAAAAUGCUGCUGGUGUUAUUAUCUACAACGACAAGCAAGUAAUGCAGCUGGAGAAGAUGCAGAUCAAGGGCAAAACAAGAAACAUAGCCGCAGUAAUAACUUAUCAAAACAUUGGCCAAGACCUGGCUAUGACUCUUGAUAAGGGCUAUAACGUAACUAUUUCGAUCAUCGAAGGACGACGAGGUGUUCGCACCGUAAGCAGCUUAAAUAGAACAUCAGUGCUGUUUGUGUCGAUUUCAUUUAUUGUUUUGAUGAUUAUAUCGCUGGUAUGGCUCAUCUUCUACUAUAUCCAGAGGUUCCGUUACAUGCAGGCAAAGGACCAACAAUCGCGCAAUCUUUGCUCUGUUACCAAGAAGGCUAUCAUGAAGAUUCCAACGAAAACCGGAAAAAUCAGCGAUGAGAAGGACUUGGAUAGCGACUGCUGUGCUAUAUGCAUCGAGGCCUAUAAGCCCACGGACACCAUACGGAUACUGCCGUGCAAGCACGAGUUCCAUAAAAACUGCAUAGAUCCGUGGCUCAUAGAGCAUCGAACCUGUCCCAUGUGCAAGCUCGACGUCCUGAAGUUCUAUGGAUACGUGUUUUUAGGCAGCGAGGAAAGUAUUCUGGAAUAUCAGCCUGAUCCCCCGCAGGGUCUGGCAGUUGUGGAGGCACGGGUCGAGUCUGCGGAGCCUGUGGCUGGAUCAGCGCAAACUAGGCCUAGUGCUUUGGCGGACCUUAUUCGAAGCCGCGACUUUGUAGUAGACUUUCCGCGAGUAUUUGUCCUCGACAGCGGUAGUGUUGUGGGAGCCCGCGAAAUGCUGUUCCCGACUCGCUUACCCGAACGAUCUCAGAGCUCCUUAUCGCUCAGACAAGCCCGUGAUUGGAUGAGCCUGAUGAGCAAUAAACUCGAGGAGCAGCAGGGACUGCGCCGCAUGCGCAAGGAUGAAAUGCAGCAGCAACUUCUUAGUGCGCGGGAGUCGGCACGCCACCGGCGAUCGCGAUCAGCGGAUGGGCGCUACUCAACUGGAUGCUUUGGGGGUCGCCAACGCCAGCCUCCUGUGCCGGGAUCUAGCCAAGGUCAGCCGCAGCUCCAUAGCGAAGUCGCCCAGCUGCAGCGCUCCAACUCCUCGCAGGCUUUGCAGCAGUUGACAGACGCCGCCCACGCCCAAUCGCGGCAGCGACAGCGCGAAAGCUUUGACUUCGCCAGGACUCGGCGACGAUUCAUGAGGCGCGAGAGCGAUGAAAUAUCCUUGCGCUCACUUCCUAGGCGAGGAGGAGCCCCUGCGUCCCGCCGGCAGUUGCAUCGGGAGAGAGAGUCAGAGGACAGCGGACACACUGACCAAAUUACCAUUCAGGUAAAUGGGGAAGGUGUGGACCUUAACGAGUGAUUAAACUGCAAACGCUUAAUUGAUGAACAAAUUGUAUUAAAUGUAAUGUAUCUAUUUUAGUAACUUUUAAAAAAUUAUUAGAACUAUGUUUAUUUGACGGUGCAUAUAUGGACUGUCAUACCUCGUUGCACUUCUAAUAAAAUAGCAAAUUAAAAAGGA